Messenger RNA from Mytilus californianus (California mussel), 1719 nucleotides. RefSeq lists its product as uncharacterized. The record is from RefSeq and is a predicted model, not a curated record. The coding region runs from base 214 to 1719 and encodes 501 amino acids. Gene Ontology annotation, molecular function: zinc ion binding. NCBI's taxonomy places the organism in Eukaryota, Metazoa, Mollusca, Bivalvia, Mytilida, Mytilidae. The transcript has 5 exons.
CUUGUAUCAACACUUAACGUCAUUUUCAAUAUGGCGGUGCGGGUCAAAAGGUCAUAGGGGAAAACUUCCGUAUCCAUUGUAAACAAUAUGGCCGCCGUGAUAACGUUGAAAGAAAGAUGUGAAGUUCUGAACUUAAUUUGAUACAUUUUUACACGAUUUUUAUAUACUUUACCUUUUAUAUAUUUGACAUUUGAUACGAUAUUACCUUUUAUAAUGGAUACUACUGACCAAAACACUUCUUUAGAUGAUUUUUUAACCUGGAAAGUAAGUGCUUUGCGCGACUUCUUGACAAAGAGAGGUAUGACGAAAGAUGGUACAAAAAGUGAAUUGGCGGCUCUUUGCUAUUCGGCGUCUGUUUUAAAAAUUGCAGUCAUUCCAACUUCUUUUGAAAUUAUCAAAACAAAUAAACUAGACUAUCAGAACUUGCUAAAAAUAAACGGCCAAGCUUUACCAGAUCCACUACAGAUUCAUAAUAACUGGUUAGAUGAGAAAAAUGGUAUGAAAAAAUUUCCACCAGUCUACAUAUCUGACAUUGUAAAGUACUUAAGCGAAAAAAAUACAUCUGGUAAAAUGAAGGAGAUUCUCCAAGACUAUAAAAUUGGCAAGGCUUAUGAAUAUUUUAAAAAUGGAUUCUUGCAACAAAUAUUCUAUCAUGACAUUGAUGCAAGAUCCAAGAACUGUUUUCUAAGAGCAAAAUGUGUGCCUUCACAAAAAAUAAAAGAAGAAGAACAUGAUGUCUGGGUGUGUGUUGAGAAAGCAACAGGAGAAAUUGGAUCCUCAUACUGCACAUGCACAGCAGGUUUGGGAAGAACAUGUAAUCAUGUCGCUGGACUCCUUUUCCGAGUUGAGGCUGCAAACAAACUAGGUGCAUCUGCAUGUACUUCCCUCCCCUGCACAUGGAAAGUACCGUCAAGAAUAAAGGGAGUGAAGCCAACUAAAAUUAAAGAUUUGAGAAUCUUCAAGUCAAGACAUGGACAAUCAGAUAGUAAAAGACCUUUAGUUUGCCAGUCCAAGUUGCAGUACCAGCCCAUACCUGAAAGUAGAGACAACCUGGACACUUUUUCAGCAGUACUCAAGAAGUCUAUCCCAAAUGCUUGUAUUUUCAAAGGUUUUGUCACAGAAAGUGUAGAAGAAACAGUAACCAAACCAGUUAGUGAAGACAUCACAGCCUACACAAUACAAGACAUUAAAACAAAAUGUAACAACCAAACUGACUUUUUAAGCAACAUGCCAAAGUAUACUCAGAGUGAAAUUCAAAAAGUAAUGCGUUCUACGGUUGGUCAGUGCAGCAAUGAAAAAUGGCAUGAAAUAAGAUCGGGUCGUCUGACAUCAUCGAAUUUCUACGAAAUACAUACAAAAGUGCAGAGUUAUAAGAAAAAAGAGGGUGUUACUUUUGAUCCAUUAAUUUCACGACUCAUGGGAUACAAAAAGUUAAAUCCUAACAUAAGGUCUCUUAAGCAUGGGCGAGAAAUGGAACCAGAAGCCAAAUCGUGUUACCUUGUGGGUAUGAAGAAAGCAGGCCACACAGAUGUUAUUAUUACAGAAUGUGGAAUAUUUCUUGAUAAUGACAUGACUUAUCUUGGGGCUAGCCCUGAUUUACUCGUUGAUUGUGCUUGUUGUGGCUCAGGUGUUGUUGAAAUUAAAUGUCCUCUUGUUCCAAAAUGUGGAGGUGUGUACCAGGAACAACAGCAGUCCUAUAGAGGACCAAAUGGAGUUUGA